Striga asiatica is the source of this 957-nucleotide messenger RNA. NCBI's taxonomy places the organism in Eukaryota, Viridiplantae, Streptophyta, Magnoliopsida, Lamiales, Orobanchaceae. The record is from the annotation of a GenBank genome assembly.
AUGCUUCCAUCCAUUGCGGCCCUUCAGCACCAUCCAGAGCACAGCCUGCGAGUGUGCCAUCAAUCAAAAGUUGCUUCACAGCACAAUCAUCCAGCAGCUGGCUGCUCCCAAGCACAGUGCAGUGAUAUGAGGUCACUUGCCGCAAGUAAAUCGUUGAGUGUAUCCAUUCUUCUGGCUGCAGCUGGGAAUCUUAAGGAAGAUCUAUUUCACUCAUUGGAGUACCUGCACAUCAAAAUACAGCACGCUCAUCUUAAACGCCAAGCUCCUGCUAGCCAACGACGCCGCAGAUGCAGAUCUACCGACAAUUCCCAGCACCAACCCACGGCACCGCCGCAUCCCGCGGCAGAGCGGCUGCACCGAUCCGAGCCACCCGGAGGCCGAAAGGGCGUGCCUCGAGAGCAGGUGCGUGCGCCUGAGCAGCCCCAGAAUGAGCGCCAUCACCGUGUCCGCCACCUCCUCGGCCCGGCUCACGUCCACGUGGACCAUCCGGCCCAGCCCGAGUUCGGCCGCGAGGGCCGAGUCCACUGCCCGGUCGGAGGAUCCGAGGCAGAGUACCAGCUGCCAGGGGCGGAGCCGGCGCUGAGCGGCGCGCGGGAGGAAGGAGAGCGAGUGGAUGAGGACCGCCGCCGCCGACUCGAUCCGCGACUCGGCCAGCCUACUCAGCGGCACGUGCUCCACACGCGCCACGCCGGAGAGGCACUCCUGCUCGAGCGCCGUGUCCUCGACGCAGUUAAGCGCGACAACGACAGGAAGCGGAUCAAUGAGAACUUCUGUGAUUUUCGAAUAAUCGUCCUCAAAGGAAAAGAAACAAGAAAGAAGCUUUCAAAUACAUCGAUCAGACUUCUUUUAAAAUUGGAGUCCAAAAUCUUUAUUUGUAAUGGAAAACAUACUCUUUUGAUCGGCUCUCAUUCAUUUGUGGUAGCAUCUUCGACUGGCGCAGGAGUUCCAUCUGCAUAG